This is a messenger RNA of Adineta steineri, 1308 nucleotides long. The record is from the annotation of a GenBank genome assembly. Lineage: Eukaryota; Metazoa; Rotifera; Eurotatoria; Adinetida; Adinetidae.
AUGAAGGAAAUUAUUCAUAUUCAAGUUGGUCAAUGUGGAAAUCAAAUUGGUUGUAAAUUUUGGGAAAGUAUUUCAAAUGAACAUGGUAUUGAUUCAACUGGGAUAUAUAAUGGUGAUAAUGAUAAUCAACUUGAAUGUGUUAAUGUUUAUUACAAUGAAAUAGACAAAAAAAAAUAUGUUCCUCGUGCAAUUCUUACUGAUCUUGAACCAGGUACAAUGGAUGCAGCUCGUGCUUCUCCAUUUGGUCAACUUUUUCGACUAGAUAAUUUUAUUUUUCGUCAAUCAGGUGGUGGAGGUAAUUGGGUAAGAGCUAAUUAUACAGAAGGUGCUGAAUUAACCGAUCUAUUGCUUGACAUAGUUCGUAAAGAGAGUGAAUCAUGUGAUUGUCUUCAAGGUUUUCAAUUAACUCAUUCACUUGGUGGUGCAACUGGUUCUGGAAUGGGUACAUUAAUUAUUUCAAAAGUUCGUGAAGAAUAUCCUGAUCGUAUAAUGAUGACAUUUAGUGUUUUUCCAUCUCCAUUAGUAUGUGAAACUGUUGUUGAACCAUAUAAUGCAACACUUUCUAUGCAUCAAUUAAUUGAGAAUACCGAUCAAACAUAUUGUAUUGAUAAUGAAGCUUUAUAUAAUAUUUGUUCGAGAACAUUAAAAUUACCAACACCAACAUAUAAUGAUCUUAAUCAUUUAAUAUCAUCAACAAUGUCUGGUGUAACAACAUGUCUUAGAUUUCCAGGUCAAUUAAAUGCUGAUUUACGUAAAUUAUCAGUUAAUAUGGUUCCAUUUCCACGUUUACAUUUUUUUCUUUCUGGUUUUGCUCCAUUAACAUCUCGAUCAAGUGAUUUAUAUCGUUCAUUAACUGUAUCAGAAUUAACUCAUGAAAUGUUUGAUACAAAAAAUUUAAUGGCAUCAUGUGAUCCUCGACAAGGAAAAUAUUUAACUGUUGCUGCUAUUUAUCGUGGACAAAUAUCAAUGAAAGAAGUUGAAGAAGAAAUAUUAAAUAUUCAAAUGAAAGAUUCAUCUUAUUUUGUUGAUUGGAUUCCAGAUAAUGUUAAAACAGCUGUUUGUAAUAUUCCACCUCGUGGACUUGAAAUGUCAGCAACAUUUAUUGCUAAUAAUACAUUAAUUCAAGAAGUAUUUAAACGUAUAUCAGAACAAUUUACAGCAAUGUUUCGUCGAAAGGCUUUCUUACAUUGGUAUACAUGUGAUGGCAUGGAUGAAAUGGAAUUUACUGAAGCUGAAUCAAAUGUACAUGAUUUAAUAAGUGAAUAUCAACAAUAUAAUAAUAUUACAAAUGAAGAUAAUGAUGAUUAA